CUCGUUAGAGACCCCAGGGAAGGGCUCUCAAGUGGCUCCACCUGCUCCAGAAGCUUCUCCUUAUAAGGCUGAGCCCAGGAAACUGCUUCCAGGAGUGGUCCUGAGGUCCUGGAGAAGGUCUGGAGCUGCUCUUUUUGGAGGCCUGCUCCUCCAGCCCUGCCCAUGGCGCUGCUGCAGCUGCUGCUGGUGCUGGCUGCUGCCAGCCUGGCAGUGCCCACCAGGGACUCCCUGCUCAACGUCUGCAUGGAUGCCAAGCACCACAAAACCCAGCCCGGCCCCGAGGGGGAGCUCCAUCGCCAGUGCUCCCCGUGGAAGGACAAUGCCUGCUGCACUGCCAACACCACUGCAGAGGCUCACAAGGACCAGUCCAACCUCUACCACUUCAACUGGAACCACUGUGGGGUGAUGCCCCCCAAGUGCAAGCGCCACUUCAUCCAGGACACCUGCCUCUAUGAGUGCUCCCCCAACCUGGGGCCCUGGAUUGACCAGGCUGACAGCAGCUGGCGCCGGGAGAGGAUCCUCCAUGUGCCACUCUGCCAGGAGGACUGCCACGAGUGGUGGGAGGACUGCAAGGACUUUGUCACCUGCAAGGAGGACUGGCACAAGGGCUGGAACUGGGCCACAGGCACCAACCGCUGCCCCUGGGGCACCACCUGCAGACCCUUCAGCGUGGUGUUCCCGCGGCCGCAGGACCUGUGCGAGAAGAUCUGGUCCCACUCGUACCGCUACAGCCGUGCCCGCAGGGGCAGCGGGCGCUGCAUCCAGCUCUGGUUCGACCCUGCCCGGGGCAACCCCAACGCCCUGGUGGCCAAGUACUACGCCUGGCAGCGCAGGGGCAGCGGGGGGAGGGCAGCUCCUGCCCCCGGCGGGGACGAGCAGCCGCCGCAGCCGGGCAGUGCCAGCGCUGCCCUCCCGCAGCCUUGGCUGCUCCUCUGGCAGCUCCUGCGCCUCGUGGGCAGCUUUUGAGAGCGGGGGGAGGGUCUGGGGGGGCAGAGAUGCUCCCCCUGAAGGGAUGCUGGGCUCGGGUUGAGCACUUUGGGGUCUCCCCUUCCCCCCCUCUAGUCGGGGCUCCUCUUCUUCCUCCCUCCUCUGGCCACGGCUUAUGUUUGGGGUCUCUCUCCCUCCCUUCUCUGCUGGGGGCUCCCUCCCCUCCCUCUCCCCCUCCUCGUUCUGUUGGGGGUGUCCCUCCCUUCCCCCUCCCCCCCGUUCUGUUGGGGGUCUCCCUCCCCUCCCUUCCCCCUGUGGUUCCCCUUUAGACUUUCCCCCCUCUGGCCAUGGCUCACUUCAGGUCUCCCUCCCUGCCUGUGACUCCCCCGUUUGGGGGUCUCCUCCUCCCCCUUCUGGCCAUGGCUGCCCCUUUUGGGGGUGUCCCCCUCCCUCCCAGCAGCUUUUGAGGCCCCGAAGGGUGCAGGUGACAAUAAAAUCCUCUUCUGAGCCAA
This is a messenger RNA of Pogoniulus pusillus (Red-fronted tinkerbird), 1439 nucleotides long. Its product is annotated as folate receptor gamma-like. Lineage: Eukaryota; Metazoa; Chordata; Aves; Piciformes; Lybiidae. The transcript is spliced from 5 exons. The coding region runs from base 163 to 966 and encodes 267 amino acids. Gene Ontology annotation, cellular component: external side of plasma membrane. The record is from RefSeq and is a predicted model, not a curated record. Gene Ontology annotation, molecular function: signaling receptor activity.